This is a messenger RNA of Sinocyclocheilus anshuiensis, 1891 nucleotides long. Its product is annotated as myosin-13-like. Bases 102 to 1421 code for a protein of 439 amino acids. NCBI's taxonomy places the organism in Eukaryota, Metazoa, Chordata, Actinopteri, Cypriniformes, Cyprinidae. The transcript is spliced from 5 exons. The record is from RefSeq and is a predicted model, not a curated record. Gene Ontology annotation, molecular function: GTP binding.
UUUUUUUAGUGCAAAGUGAAGAUUCAGAUAGGCGUCCACUCAUUAGUCACGAUGGCACAAUCACUGGAUGUACUGGCUCCGCUACAGAGCUUAGAUUUAUUAUGCUUGGCGGCGAUGGAGCUCUUAUGGAUGAUGCGUGUGACAUAAUUCUUAGGGAAAGAGCAGGAAGAACUGAAAUACAGCACAGAAAAGGUCAUGUAUUUGGCAAAAAGGUCAUUGUGGUGAAAACACCUUCUACCUGGAUGAGUCAGGUGGCAUCAUGCCUUUGCUUCUCCUCAAGAGUCAAAUCUAUCAAAGAUGAGAUGGUAGAUUGUGCAUCUCUGGUCUUUCCUGGACCGCAUGCAUUUCUAUUAGUUACUGAAAACGGGAAAGUGACUGAGGAAAAAUACCUUUUAAAAGCAAUCGCUGAAGUAUUUGGCAAAGAAGCCUUAGACUAUGUUGUGUUAUUGAUUAUUGGAAGAACUGAACCGAAAGGGAUCGACAGUGUCAGGGAAUACGUGAAUAGGUGUUAUACAUUAGAGGACACUGAGCAAAGUGUUCAAAGUCUGUUUGCAGAAACUGAAAUUAUGACACAAAACAAUGAGUCCACAUUCUUUAUUCAGCCAUCAUAUAAAAACCUCAUACAAGCAUUUUUAUCAUGGGAAAAGGAAAGAGAUGCUGAAAUACAAAAACAGCAUGCACAAGAGAUGACUGCUUUAGAAGAAAGAUUUAGGCUUACUGAAAGUAAUUUAAAGAAAGAAACAGACACUUUGAGACAGUUGAUGCUGGCCACUAUGAUAUGGUUAAAGAAAUACAAAGACAGUGAGGAGCAGAACCAGCAAGGGGCUUCAGGAGGUCAAGAAGAUCUGCUGUUCAAAGAAUGUAGCGACACCGUCUUGAAAAACAUGUUUCCUUCCAUCAUUGAUGAUUUUACUGAACGUGAGAAUGCACUGAAAGAACAGCUGGCGGAUUGUAAAGACACUGUGAGCACCUUGGAGAAAAUGUAUUCUUCCUUGACUGAUGAUUAUGUUAAUCAUCAGAUAAAGAGUGAAAAUGAGAAGCUCCAAAGAGAACUGGAGGAACUCGAACUCAAGGAAAGAGCGUUGGAACAAAAACGUAAGGAAGAGGAGGACAGGUUAAGGCUGGAGAAAGAUCUGAGUAGAAGAGAGAAGGAACUGGAGUCCAAAGAGAGAGGAACGGCAAAUAAAGAGCAAUACAUCCUGCUUAGUGGAGAAGAGCAUAUGCUACAUCUAACUUCUCCUGCGUUGUCUGAAGGAAAGCAGAGAUCUCUAGAUGAAAGAAAAGGAGAGUGGAAGAGCAAAGAUGAAGAUUCACAUGACAGUGAACCACUUGAGUUUGGAAAACCUGUGAGACGCAACAGCAGCCAAUUUGAGAUCCCUAAUAUGACUGAAAGUGAAGAUGAACCCCUAAACACACUCUGAAACCACAGACGUCAGUUGGAGGAUUCAACAACAGCAUUUUACUCCACUUCAUCAAUAUUCAGUAGACAACUCAAAAUGUGGUAAAGGUCAAAUAUCCAAUCCAUCUACAGUACAUGUGUGAAACACCUCACAGACGUCAAAAACAUGGAGACAACAACAGUUUAAAGUUAAUAUGGUUUCUGGGCAGCUGAGCAGGAAGUGAUGUUAGCAGAGGAAAACAUGCUUUUAAAAAUAGCUUAUUAAUGAAUAAAUAUGCUUUAUGUGAAAAUGUAAGAUGUAAUUUUAAAAGAUUAGUUGGAAGCCGAAGGGAGAGAGAAUCCCAAAACUAGUGGAUCUGGGGGUUUACCAUUAAAAAUGUGAUAUUUCUCACCAGAAAGAUUCACCCUUUAUUAAACUGAAAGUUUGUUUUAUGGAGGAUUUCUGUGAACUCUCUAGAUGAAAUAGCAGAGACCAGGUAUCUAUAAAAAAUA